This is a messenger RNA of Oryza sativa Japonica Group (Japanese rice), 988 nucleotides long. The record is from RefSeq and is a predicted model, not a curated record. NCBI's taxonomy places the organism in Eukaryota, Viridiplantae, Streptophyta, Magnoliopsida, Poales, Poaceae.
AUGAGACCCUUCGACCAGACCUGCCGAAACCGUGCAACCAGCGAGGACUAUGAAGCAAAGAUGGCGAAGGCCGAAGAGUCGUGCUGGUAUCCGACUUUCCCGACUUUUCCCGUCGAUUUGGGCCCGGACCCGAGCUCCCGUGCCUAUAUAAAGGACCCACUAGUCGUCCUAUACCUAUCCUCUCAAGUCCCUUCUUCCGCCGCCGCCGGAAUCGCUCUCCCCACGCUCUCCUUCUCUCUCCAAGCGCCGGCGCCGCUCCAGCCGCACCGUUCGUCGUCGUCUGUCGUCGCUUUCGGUCGCCGCUGCCGCCGUUGGAUUCGCAAGAAGGAGAGGAAGACCGGCCUCCACUUCCCCGAAGACGAAGACCUCUGGAAGUACCUCGCCGACAAGAAUCCAAGCUUCGCCGCCUCCGGCCGCCGCUGCAGCAGCCGUGCGCCGUCUCCUAGGCCGUCGCCCUCCUGCGCCGCCACCUCCAUCGGCUCCGCAAGGUCGAGCUCUACCCCGUCUACCGGUUCCCCUCCGCCAAGUCUCGCUGGAAGUCGCUGUCACCGUGAAGGCCGAGUUUGCCGCCUCGGUUUGAUCUCCGGCCGAGCCUCCUCGCUGUUGCGGUCGUCGCCGGUUCACCCCGAGGCCGUCGUCGGCAUCGCAGCACCAAGCCGAAGGCCGUCCACCCCUCCGUUGUCGCCGAAGGUCGCCAAAAACACCGUCGCCACCAUGGAUAGUAUCUCGCCGCCGUCCCGAUCUCGUCGCCGGCCAUCUUCUGUCACUGUUCGUCGCUGCGUAAGUGUUGCUUGUCGUUUCCGCCGUUGCAAAGGUUCGCGUGUGCAUCGGAAGUAUUCCAGAAGACUUAUUAAAGACCGAUUAUUGCUAGGCAAGUCACACAGAUCCCAAACACAAUUCCUUUGAGCAUGUUGAUCCUAUAUUUAAAGUCUCUAUUUAUUUCAACUGUGCAUUUAUUUUCGAAUGUCACCGGGUGGUGUGAACUUAU